Messenger RNA from Maylandia zebra (zebra mbuna), 600 nucleotides. RefSeq names its product helix-loop-helix protein 1. Gene Ontology annotation, molecular function: protein dimerization activity; RNA polymerase II cis-regulatory region sequence-specific DNA binding; DNA-binding transcription factor activity, RNA polymerase II-specific. Gene Ontology annotation, biological process: regulation of transcription by RNA polymerase II. Lineage: Eukaryota; Metazoa; Chordata; Actinopteri; Cichliformes; Cichlidae. The record is from RefSeq and is a predicted model, not a curated record.
GGUGAAGAAGACCAAAAAAUGCUGCUGCUGAAUGGAGCCACACAAUAGUGACAGUGUGGUGGAAGGGAAAGACGAGGUGGGCUGAUUUUUACUCCACUUCAAGUCCAGUUUUCAGCUAUUUUUCUCCACUCGGGUAAAUCAAGAGUCAGAGACCAUGAAGGCUGCUGGCGAGAUAACUUUACCUGCAGCUUAAAUAUUUGAUAUUGCUGAAUGAGAUGAAACCUUCUCCUCGAAUGCACAAGAGGUUUUGAUAUGAUGCUCAGCGGUGAUCAUCAGGAGUCUGAUCUCCCCUGGGGACACACGGACACCCUUCUGGACUCCCUCGGUGCGCAGUGUGGGUCCAUGCCGGUCGGAACCCACGAUGGAGAGGCCAAAGUGCGUUCCAAGGAGGAGAAGAGGCGCAAGAGGCGCGCCACAGCCAAAUAUCGAUCUGCGCAUGCCACCAGGGAACGGGUCCGUGUUGUAGCCUUCAAUGUGGCCUUUGCAGAACUAAGGAAACUGCUCCCAACGCUCCCGCCAGACAAAAAGUUGUCCAAGAUUGAAAUCUUGCGACUCGCGAUUUGUUACAUCUCAUAUCUCGACCACGUGCUGGACAUUUAG